Messenger RNA from Rhea pennata, 2660 nucleotides. It is a transcript of the gene B4GALT3, whose product is annotated as beta-1,4-galactosyltransferase 3. Gene Ontology annotation, molecular function: galactosyltransferase activity. Gene Ontology annotation, biological process: carbohydrate metabolic process; galactosylceramide biosynthetic process. The record is from RefSeq and is a predicted model, not a curated record. Bases 738 to 2108 code for a protein of 456 amino acids. Gene Ontology annotation, cellular component: Golgi apparatus. Lineage: Eukaryota; Metazoa; Chordata; Aves; Rheiformes; Rheidae. The transcript has 8 exons.
GGAUCGGGGCUGGAGUCGUGUCACCACCCCCUCCCCCGCCACCUACCCCCGGGAUCGGGGCCGGAGCCUCCACUCGCCCCCCCGGGAUCGGGGCCGGAGCCUCCACUCGCCCCCCCGGGAUCGGGGCCGGAGCCCCCCUGGAUCAGGGCCGGAGCCCCCCAGGAUCGGGGCUGGAGCCAGCACUCAUCCCCGGGAUCGGGGCCGGAGCCCCCCAGGAUCGGGGCCGGAGCCAGCACUCAUCCCCGGGAUCGGGGCCGGAGCUUCUCCGGGAUCGGGGCCGGAGCCCCCCAGGAUCGGGGCCGGAGCCUCCACUCAUCCCCGGGAUCGGGGCUGGAGCCCCCCAGGAUCGGGGCCGGAGCCUCCACUCAUCCCCAGGAUCGGGGCUGGAGCCCCCCAGGAUUGGGGCCAGGGCCCCCACUCAUCUCCGGGAUCGGGGCUGGAGCCCCCCAGGAUUGGGGCCAGGGCCCCCACUCAUCCCCGGGAUCGGGGCUGGAGCCCCCCUGGGAUCCAGCCCCUAGGAUCGGGGCCGGAGCCACCGCGGGGUCGAAGCCGGGCCAGGGAACCGGACUGGAGCGUUCCCGCUCGGAUACGGCACGCCCGCCGGCGCAGCGCCAUGCAGCCUUCCCACCGCAGCAGCCACGAACCGCCUCGCGCCCCGGUGACCGGUGCCGCGCAGCGAGGACCGAGGAGGUAGAGCUGCUUCGGCGCCCCGUGCCGCGCCGCUGUCUCCGGCCACCAUGCUGCGGCGCCUGCUCGACCGGCCCUGCACCCUGGCCCUGCUCAUCGGCUUCCAGUUCGCUUUCAUGGCCUACUUCUCGCUGGGCGGCUUCCGCAACCUCACCUCCAUCUUCGGGCGUGAAACCAGCCCCGUCUUCGACUACUCCCGCACCCACGACAUCUACGCCAACCUGAGCCGCCUCCUGCCGCGGGAGCCUCUCCGCAGCGACCCUGCGCAGCCUCUGCCCUACUGCCCCGAGCGCUCGCCCUACCUCAUCGGCCCAUUGACGGUGAGUUUCAGCCGGGUGCCCACGCUAGAGCAGAUCCAGGUGAAGAACCCGGCUGUGAGCGAGGGCGGCCGUUACCAACCCUCCACCUGUGAGUCCCGGUCCCGCACGGCCAUCAUCAUCCCGCACCGCAACCGCGAGACCCACCUGGGCCACCUGCUCUACUACCUGCACCCCUUCCUGCAGCGCCAGCAGCUCCAGUAUGGCAUCUACGUGGUGCACCAGGCGGGAAACUCCACCUUCAACCGAGCCAAGCUGCUGAACGUGGGGGUGAAGGAGGCGCUCAAGGACGAGGAGUGGGACUGUCUCUUUCUCCACGACGUUGACCUCAUCCCCGAGAACGACCACAACCUCUACACGUGCGACCCCUGGAACCCCAAGCACGUCUCCGUUGCCAUGAACAAAUUCGGCUACAGCCUGCCGUACCCACAGUACUUCGGGGGAGUCUCAGCUCUCACCCCCGACCAGUACAUGAAGAUCAACGGUUUCCCCAACGAAUACUGGGGGUGGGGUGGUGAGGACGAUGACAUUGCUACCAGGGUGCGCCUGGCCGGCAUGAAGAUCGCCCGCCCGCCCAUCUCCAUCGGCCACUACAAGAUGGUGAAGCACAAGAGCGACAAGGGCAACGAGGAGAACCCGCACAGGUUUGACCUGCUGAUCCGCACCCAGCGCAUGUGGACGCAGGACGGGAUGAACUCCCUCACGUACACGCUGCUGGCCAAGCACCUGCACCCGCUCUACACCAACCUCACAGUGGACAUCGGGACGGACCCGCGCGCCGGCCAGGGCCGCAAGGGGCUCGCGCCCGGCCACGAGGGGCAGAGGUACCAGAGCAGCUCCAGCCUCUUCAGGCAGGAGAUGCUGCGCAAGCUGCCCCGCGCCACGAUGGGAUGGGGGACCCAGGGGCUGUAUCUGCCCAACGUGCUCGGCCAGGCCUUGGCCCCACGAGUGUCUCCAGGGCCCACGGGCCCCACGCGCCGGCCUGGGAGCGGCGCAGUGGCUAAUAGCACCCAGGGCGAUGCCAACGGAGCGAAAGUCAACGCCCCCCCCCGCACUGGGAGCCAGCCAGCGCAGCCCAGAAGCUUUCAGAAAGGGCAAGUCUGACCCGGACCCUGCACCAGCCGUGGCGGGGGUCGAUGCCAGCUUGGCUGCGGCAAGAGAAGGGGCCGUUCCCACAAAGGGGGGGAACCAGAGCUUGCCGCAGGGCUCCCGCUAGCCGACGGCUGUCACUGGACCCCCCCCCCCCUUAACAAAGACUUGCUUGCUGCGAACCAGCUCUUCCUGGUGUCAAGGAGGGACCCCCCCCCAAAACGAGGGACCCCCGUUUGCCCCGGGGGAAAGCUGCUGGCAACGGGGGCUGGUGCCUGGGACUGCGCAGGGGGAGGUCGAGCUGGCGUCGAAGCCGUGGCGGCUGCCUGGGACUAUUGGGGGGGCGCUGUGCCCCACGCCUCGCCAUGGGGCGACACGCUGCCGGGUGCGUGCAGGCGAACCGGGGCCUGGGAGGCUGGUCUGGCCCCACUCUUCCCGAGGCCUGUGGCCAGGGCGCGCGUGCCUCAAGCCAGUUGCCGGCUCUGCUGCCAGCGUGUGGUUAUUUAUUCUAUUUAUGAGCGGCUCCCUGGACCUUUCUAAGGGUUUUUCAAUUAAAAAAAAAAGAAA